AUUACCUAGUCCCACCAACUUAAAAGAUCACAGCCUACAUUUUACACACUUUGAAAAUUAUAUUGCAAAUCAUUUUCUAGUAAUUCAUCCCGCCAUAUUCUGUCAACAGUUCACAAUUCACCACCGUAAAAAUGGAAGUCAAUUUUCAAUUCGCUGAAACAAAUCUAACUCCUUGCGAACAAUCUAUGUUGAACGUUCUCAAAGCAACCCUUCAGUACCCAGUCGAUUCACAGUUAAAGGCUACCAAGCUAUGUAGCGAUAUCCAGUUCUUUUGCAACUCCCAGCAGGAAAAUACGGCCUCUGGUGGACAUCUCUGGGAAAUCUGGUCUGUGGUUAUCGAAAUGGUCCAAUACAUUUCCCCAGACCACCCAUGGCAAGACGUUCUAGUUCAAUCCUUAGGAAAUCUCCGCCGCCAAGAGGGUCACGUUCCUAAGCACGGAGCAUACAUGUGGAAAGACCUUCCAGACUUGGCCAUGCGCUUAAGAGAGAAUUGGAAUGACCCGACAGAAACGGGUGAAGAGCUGCCCGAAGAAUUUAUCAAGUGGAAAAACUUGAACUCUUUUGUGGCUCGGAUUACCAGUACGGACUUUGCCCCUUGGCUCGUUUUCCCUAUCUGGCAACUUACCAUGGCACUCGAGGAGCCCCCCGUGGCAGGCGGUGCAAUGGAAUGCCGGGUAUGGGUGGCAACGGAAUGGAUUAUACAUUGUGCAGCUGUGCUGUUCGAAGAGAUGAACUCCACAGAGCAAUUAGACGACAGCACAGCCCGUGCAUUGAUGACAGGGCCACUUUGCGAUACCGAAGAGCCGCUGAGUAUCAAACGCUGGAUCUUUUGGAAGAGACGAUUGUUGGAACUUUCUACUGACACUGGCGACUUGGCACUUAGUGGCGAGGCUCGCGAUCGAAUAUCAAAUGCUUUGGAAAGUAUGGAUUACACUGAGAAAUGAAAUAGGGGGCUUUUCCAAAGCAGCACAACGCCGUAUCAAGCGGCGAAGCACUAUACUGUUGGGUUAACCACAAGAGUUGACGUUUAAGAGACAACUGGUAUGGCAUAGCCAACAGUUAGGUCUGAGGAAUGUAUUCGUGUCAUGCUGUGCCUUGUCUUGGAAAAUGCUUAACACUUAGUUGGAUGUUACGCUGGCGUUCUUUUUAACCUAUUAUUUUACGUAGUAGCUACCUACCAUGAUGGCUGUUGGAUAUGAGUGAUAAAUUGUUCUGGAUAUAAAUGAUAAACAUUCCAAUUGG
Messenger RNA from Daldinia loculata, 1242 nucleotides. RefSeq lists its product as uncharacterized. The transcript is spliced from 3 exons. The record is from RefSeq and is a predicted model, not a curated record. The coding region runs from base 132 to 944 and encodes 270 amino acids. Lineage: Eukaryota; Fungi; Ascomycota; Sordariomycetes; Xylariales; Hypoxylaceae.